CCACAUCCAAAUUUGAAGGAGGGCCUGCGUAAGUUCCCGCGAAAUCGUGUUUAUACCUCAACGCGGAGCUUUUCCCUCAGUUCAAGAGCUUUGUUUACGGGAUCAAAAACCUGCAAUAACGUUAACGAAACUAUUUCAUACUUUGUAGAUAUGCCUAAGAGAUCCUGUCCAUUUACGGAGACAUUCUCCUCACAAUAUAAAAUUCAUGUUAGUCAAAAGGAAUUAAGCAGUCAUGGAGUGUUUGGGAACAUGUACCGACAAGAAAUAUACGAAAAGACGAAGAACUUGCUUUUCAAUGGGACCAAAGCCGUUAUGGACAGACUAUGGAAAGUGAGCGGGGAGGACAAGUCAUGUAAUGGCCAUAUCUCCAAAGAGGCUCCUAUGGCAAAUGGAGCCCACACUCUCCUCAAGGGACAGACUGUGAUUGGAUUCGACGGCAAGCUAAAAAAGACAACAGCUGCUCCAGAUUGUGUCUCCAUGGUUGGUGCGGCAGCUCCCACAGGCUGCAGUGUGUGCCUGAAGGCCAGUGUGUCCAGAAAGCCCUGCUCUCAGUGUGAACGUCCAAUCUGCACCUCCUGCACCCAGCAGUGCAUCGGCUGCACCAGUCUCUGCUGCACCUUCUGUAUCACUGUAGAUUACACUGAUCGGUAUGACAAGGCUUAUUGCUGUAGCUGCUCAUCGUAAUCGAAGACUGAAGGACCAUGAAGCCAACUAAAGGACUGUGGAAUAUGCUUGAACUCUUUUUAAACUGUAAUGAUGCAUUGAAAUCAAUUAUAAGACUAUUUUAUAUGCAUGUUUACGUUUUUACUGCAAUACUUCUGUAUAAAUGUGUACAUUUGUGUGUUUCCUGUAAUAAAGUCUUUAAAGAAG
Alosa alosa (allis shad) is the source of this 870-nucleotide messenger RNA. It is a transcript of the gene siva1, whose product is annotated as SIVA1, apoptosis-inducing factor. Lineage: Eukaryota; Metazoa; Chordata; Actinopteri; Clupeiformes; Clupeidae. Gene Ontology annotation, molecular function: CD27 receptor binding. The coding region runs from base 151 to 684 and encodes 177 amino acids. The transcript has 4 exons. Gene Ontology annotation, biological process: extrinsic apoptotic signaling pathway. The record is from RefSeq and is a predicted model, not a curated record.